CUUGAAGCGAACGAAAAUGGUGGAGGUACAGUCGUCCGCUAUGAUCCUUGGUAUUUUGCUCUGUUGUCUCACUGAAAACACAGCAAGGUUUGUCAAAUUUUGAAUAUAAUCCUUAAGUUUAUGUUUAAGCGUAACAAUUCCCUACGAUGUAAAAGAAAAGCACACUUAAGUCAUAUAUAUUGCGUGGCUUGUCCCCGCUGAGCGUGUGUUCUGUGCGAGAAUCGAAUCAAACCACAGCGUUUAGUUUGCCUUAUCUCGAGCGAUACCUAAGAGUCUAAGGAAUUAUAUUUUGAUAAGAUUAAUUGCUUUCUACAAUGUAGGUAAUGCUAAAUUAAAUCCGAAUAAAACAUGUGGUCAUUUCUGCAUAGUCAGAUGGUUGACCACCUUUUGACUGCACCGACUGAUUCAGCCAUCACAGUACAUACAACGUGUAAUAUUGCAGUUACAUUAUCAAUAUUAAUCGUUUGUGGUUCAGAGAAAAAAUUCAUUAAAAUCGAGGUAGAGCUCUGCGAAAAUGCCCUAAGGUUUUUGUUUUCCAGAGCUCCCUGGGAGCUUCCGUAGUAAAACAUCCGGGGGGGAAGGGGGCAGGGGUAGCCCUAUAAUGGCCUAUACCGGGAGGCUCCGCCCCAAAGGGGUACCUUUUUCUGGCUUCAGGUAAAUAAAGGGGUAGGGAUUUUACUCAUUGAAGUAUAUGAAUGGGUAGGGAAAUCUGUCAUUUGGGUCUGUGAAAGGGCCCAAAGGGCCGAAUGGAUGAAUUUUAUGGCUUUAUAAAGUCGGGUAACGGUCUGUAUUUGUGAUUAAUUCCUAUUUAAAUGCCAAGGCAUUUACAGCAGUUAAAAGGGAUGCAAAAUUCUAAAUGAGGUAUAUGAAAGGGGUACCUUUUUUGUGAAAAAUGGCUUAUAAGAGGAUAUAAGGGUUUGGACCUUGGGGCGGAGCCUUCCCGCAUAAAAAUAGUUACCACCUACCCUGGCCACAGAGGUCCAUUGUUGAAACACCUUGGAUGAAAUAAACUGUGUUCAUGCGCCUCGUUGUCACAGCUUCCUUGCAAACCAUCAGGAAUUAGGUAAAGAAAAACCCCUCUGGCCCCCAGGUUAGUCACCACCAAAUACUCAAAUUUUCAAACAAAACAGGUAAAUUUAAGUUGAUCUUUGCUUUGCUUUGUGUUUGCUUAUUAUUUUAGGAAUCCUCCAAAAAUUGUUACAAAAGGUGGAAGCCUUGUUUUACAAGCUGGUGAAGAUGGUAACAUUGUGUUUGAGCCUGCUCAUGGAAAACAAGUUCUUAUUGGUGGAAAUGCAUUAGUACGGCAUUUGAAUACUGUUAACUUCUUCAGCUAAUAUAAGUCCCCCCAGUUAUUGGCCCAUCUACCUGUAAACAAAAAAUACAUCCCUGCAGUUAAAAAGCCCCUGGAUAUAAGCCCUCUUUUGCUUGUAUUAAAAUGAGUUAGAUUUGUUAUGAUGUUUUGAGUAAAUUCGAAAGGUAUUUCGAUCAGUACUGCUUAGUAUCUUGCACUGUUUUGAAAUGCUCUUUUGCAGCUCGGUUAGAAGCCCCCUGGAUAUAAGCCCCGCCCUUCAUAAGCCUUCCCAAAACCCUUACAAAGUUGUAUAAGCCCAGAUCGAGCUUAUUGGCAGAAGUUUAUGGUAAUGCUUAACCCCAACUGACGGUCUCCAUUAGAAAAACACCCCUUGGCUACAUAUUUCCUCUUUAGAGGGGAUGUUUUUGAAUGGAGUCCUUCCACUGACAUUUAUCUUCUUGGAAAAACAUAAUUUCAGCUUGCGAUAGACCGUGUAUGCAGUGUGCAUUUUCAGUCCUUUGAGGUUCAAUGACUGAAUAUCCAUUUCAAGAAGCCCUUAGGUCUGAUGACGGUUUUGGACAUGUGCUACCCAUAGCCCUCCAAAUUUAGAUUUAUCAUCACUUUUUUGGUGCUUAAAUUGUGAACCAAAACAGAUUUGAAAUAUUAUAAUCACAUCAUAUCCUAGAUUAUAAAUCCCAAGAAAAUGACUUCAUAGGGCGGUACAUAGCUGUAAAGGUAUUUUGUGGGAGUAGCCAUUUUUCCUGCUUUUUCUACAGAAAAGCAAUCUUAUGCCUUUUCCCACCUACCCUGCUAGCAUGAUUACGCCCAUUAAAUUCCUUGCAAAGGGGACCUUAAGAUACACCAUCUUUGGCUACGGGUACAGGAAAGGGGACUUGCUUGCCAUGCAAUGAUUUCCCAGAUGUGGUGGUGGCAUCAUUACUCUAGAUAACAGGGAGCCUAUAGCCAUUUCUCCAAAAUGAGAAGCAGCCUACUUACAGCCCCCUCCCCCUGCCCUGUUUACUGGAAAGAUUUGGGAAUCUUGAAGUCUUUUUUACUUCACUUACAUGUUACAGGUCAAAAUUACAUUCAGGUUAAAAUUUUUUAGCCUAGAUUUUUUAACCUAGGUUAAUUGAUUCUCAAUUUCCUUUGUCUCCUAGCUAGCCUUAAUUAUUCAUGUAUUUAGGGCUAGGAGACAAAGGAAAAUGAAGAUCAACCUAGCUUAAAAAAAUUUUAACCUGAAUUUAAUUUUGACCUGUAACAUAUACAUUGAAAAUUUUAUUAUUUUUUCAGUAUAAUAUUAUUAUUAUACUGUCACUGCACAAGUAGCAGGAAAGAUAAUCCUUGCAGAAGUAUCACACGCUGAACCUCUCUCCAUACUCAUUUUGUAAGACAGUAUGUAUAUAUAUAUAUAUCAUCCUUGUUCACACUCAUAAAUAUCUGGAAAAAUUCCUUUAGCAUGAUCAUGUGUAUAAUUCGUUUAUCAUUUCACAGAAUAUAUCAGGAAGUACAGGAGCUAAAGGGGAGGUAAAAUCUUCACUCUAUUAUUCACUAAUAUUGUUUACUAACAUUCUAGUAAUAAAAACAAAGCUUUUGAGUUUUUUAAUAACCAUAACUUGAAUGUUCUUUUCUAUUUUUUUGAUCAAAGAAAGGGGAUCAAGGACCUCAAGGCCCAGUAAGAUAAAACUUCAUAUUUUGAUAAUUUAUUUCAGCUCAGUGCUACCUGCAAAUAACUGAGUGAUCAACCUACAAAUUGAAUGUACUUUUUUCAUUCUUUUCCUUCCAGGGUGGAAAAACUGGAGAUAUGGGAAAGCCUGGACAGGUCAGUUUGUUAAGAACAUUAUUAACAGCAAAAACUUUUGACCUUUUUUUCCAAUCAUUUUCAUGAAAAAUGAGCAACCAGCACUUCAAAACGUGCAUUUAACAGCUUGAUAAAUGUUUGUCUAUUUUAAUGACUUAAUUAUUGUUUCCAAUUUCUUCUUAUCUUCUCAACAAGAAUGGUACCAAAGGAGAGAAAGGAGAGCCAGGACAAAUAGUAAAUGUGGUAAUUAAUUUCCUGCUUGAUCUUUAUGUUUUAGUUCCAAACAUUUUACAAAUCUUCUUAAAAAGAUCUUAUUCUAUUUUUUAUUUUUGGUGCUGGUACUUGUCGCACUCAAAGAUCACCUAAGAUGGUAAAUUAGAAUACAUUCACAGCAGUCUACAUCUACAUCUUCAUUUUUUCAUCUACCAGAUAACUAACUAAUCUGUAGGUUGCACUGAUAUCCAAAAUUAACUGUAGGCUCUUAACAAAUAAAUGAGAAAACAGAUAGUGAGUACAAUUUGAAAAUACCAAUAAUUUCAGUUAUAUUACUAUUAUUAGUAUAUAUUAAUAUUUAUAUAACAAAAUUUCCUGUUUCAGAAAGGUGAUCAAGGUCCACCUUGAAAGGUUAUGCUGAUACGUGUUGUGAUUAAGAUAUAUUUUAAUCUAGAACUGUCAGUACUCUUACUCAAUGAUGGACUAUAUGACAAAAUGUCCUCUCCAAAUAGGAAACAAUAUUGGGGGUCUUCUUUAUAAAAGAACUCUCAGCUUGUUCCAUCUGAUAGGACCUGAUAGUUUAAAGAUCCUGCAACCUACAGUUAUCAGUAAUUGAGUUAUCAAAUGUUAUUUUCCUAGAAUGGUACUGAUGGCAUUCGAGGACCUCCUGGUGAAAAUGGAACAAAGGGAGAGCCUGGUCCUCGAGGGGCACCUGGACCAUUAUUUAACACUGUGAAUCAGUCCACUUUGAGGUAAGGACUACAAAAUUUUAUUGAAAACAAGGGCAUGUGUUAAUAGACUCAAUCCAUAUUAGAUUCUUGUUUGUUAUGUACUGGACAUAGCCCAUCAAUAAUAUUAAUAGUGUCCAGUGGGCCUUCUUCCCAAUUUUGGAUCAUGGGUGUGAAUACCUUAUUAUUUUAUAGCCUGAUAAUGACAUCACUGUAAUUCAUGUUUGCCGACUCUUUUUCUUGACUUGAUUUUGGCAAUGAGAGGUAUGAUCAUCAGUAUUAUAAGCAAUAAUUAAAAUGACCUGGUACUCAUUCAUUUCACAGGUGCAUGGCUAAAUAUUGUAGGGAUCAGCAUGGACUGAAAGCACUUAUAUUAACACAAGUUAACCCAAAGAACUUGUCUUGUAACAUUUUCUUUUAGAUGUGGUAAUGCUAGUGAUUAUGGCUCAGUCAGGUUCAUGUCUGGAUUUCUUCAGGUAAUCCCUGAGGGAUCGGAGCAAUGAUAGUUCUAUCAAGUAGCACUGGGAAAUGUUCCCAGUGGCAGGGAGUAAUGAGAAGUCACUGUUUAAUUAGCAGGCUGAUCUGUUUAGAGUUUCUUCUUGGCUUGUCAUCUGGUUCUCGUUUCUGUGAGACUAACAUCUAAAGGCCAAUUUGUUUUAGAAUGUAAGGGCCCAAGGUUUAUCAGCUUCAUGAUUAUUAAACCUCAGUAAACAUGUUUAAAAUGGCAUUACUAUAAGUCUGUGGCCUACUCAAGAUAAUAAUUUUUAUUGACUUUGAUUCAAUCCUCAGUUAGUUUCAAAAAAUGAUCCACCUGUGUAGAAAUCAAAUGUAGUUUUUCUGAGUUAAGUUCUAUCAUAUACUGGAUAUUAAUCUGGAAAAAUUUAUACUGUGAGCACUGCACGACUCUUUUAACACAUAAAUUCUUGUUUUUUUUUUCCUUCAUGCACCUGUAGGUCUGUACAGAAAUGGGUUGGCAGAAACUGGCAUUUCAAGACAGUCUAUGCCAAACGAACAUCCCAAAGAUGAACCAUGAAGCCUUUCAAACUGCAACCUUGGCCGUUUUAUUCCAGUUUAAUGGCAAUUUGAAUGUCAAUUUUGGUCCUAAUAUGAAUAUCACAAACAUAACAACAGGUAGCAGAACUUGUUGUAAGUCAACAUAAGUUGAGAGUUACAUGUAUGCUAUUUAAAAUAAUUUUUCUAAAAGCACAAGUAUUUGUUCGUUAUGUACCCCGAGGUGUAACAGGUGACUUCUCUGACCAUCAACUGGAUUGGACAGAAAACUAAAUUUUUACCACCUGCUUUUCUGGAGCAGUUGUAGGAUUUUGACAAGGGAAAGGUCACCUCUGAUGAAAGUUUGUAUCUAAGGUGAAAAGAUACUCGUGGCAAGAGGAUGGGUGAAGAUCGAGGUACCCAAGGAAUUCCUUCUCCUCGAUAGACCCUCCCACAAUGUUCACAUGUAUGCCACUAAAACACUACAUUUCCAAGGAUUCUGUUUAAGUAUAAAUGCUCCCUUCCACCAGGGUUUUUAAGUUGUCAAAAUAUCAGUGAUGGUUGUCAGUUGUCUGACUCACCAACACUCCCCUUGCACAGAUGAACCAGUGCUAAUGAAAAUGGAACAAUUUUUUGCUUUAUUCUGAUUUAGAGUACCAACAAAAGGGAGGGCGAAACACCACUCAGUAUGUUGAAAGUUUAAUGGGGAAAGCAGUCCAGCUGAAAGGUCAGGAGUACAUCAAUUUACAUGGUAUACCAGCAGAUUUCUGGACUUAUGAUGAAUGGUCUGUCAUGGGCUUAAUGAGAUUUCAUGAUGAUGGCAUAUUGGGCAGCAGUAAAGAGAUACCUGUUUUAGGUGAUGGAGAACCUCUCAAAGAUAAAGGAUUUCAUCUUGGUUUAAUUAAACAGGUACUUCAUGAUAUGCGAAGAGAUAGGACACAAUACGUACAGCACCUCUAACCAUGACAAACUGUGUGCAACAAAACCUUUGAUGCCUUUUCAAUAUUUCUCUCUCUCUUUAGAAAUUGUUGUUUGGUUUCUAUUCCAAUGAUGUUACAGGAGUGACCACAAUAAAUUACAAUCAGUGGUAUCAUGUUACUUGGACUUGGAACAAAAAUGACCUUGCGAAUCCUCGGUAAGAGCAGUAGAUGGUCACAAGUCUGAAUCUAAAUGUUAGGGUAAUAAUAUUGUUCCAAGAAACAUUACCAAUUAAUUUGUUAAAUUAUAUUUUAUAAUAAAUUAUUGCAUGGCUGCUUCUGCCAGGGGAAAAGAUUAAGUGAAUCUUUUGUUUUUGAUAGGCAGGGUUGUCAAAAAAAAUUUCAAGGACAAAGUUUGAAAGAAGACAGUGCUGGGAAAUGGUGACACUUUGAUAUAUUCCCUCUAUUUCGUUUUAAUUAGCUGGUGAAUGGAAGUAGCUGGCAAUAUCCGUGGUCACCAGCACUGUUUGACAACCCUGGAUGGCUCACUUGGAAUUUCCCACAUUUGUUCUGCAGGAAUGAACCUCUCCGAACCACAUUAACAAAUCCUUGAUUGACCAAGGUUGGUCAGUCAAGACAUCUAGAAUAUCGGCCUCAUUCUUUUUUAAAAUUUUUUCUUGACCUCGACUUAAUGUUGGUCCACAAAUAUGCCAAAAGCAAUAGCCAAAUUAUAUCCAGCCAUCCUGACCUUAAACUUGGUCAAUAAUGCAUAUUAAGUAUUGCUUCAUCAGUAUGACCUUUGUUGAGCACCAUAUUCAUGUGAUUCAUCUUUUUCUUUGUACAUGUAACAGGAAAAUAAUUAUUGAUGGCAAUAUAGAUAAAGAGGACAAGCCUCAAAACAACUUCAAAGGAACAAGUGGGAAAACACAAAUUGGAACUUGGUGGAAUCAGAACAAUCUAAGAACAAAUGUAGAAAUUGAUACUCUCUACAUUGUCAACAAAGCAGUAAUUUACCCAUCCAGCAGCGUCUACCAACAGCAGUGUUACGCAAAGGUUUUUAACUCUUAUAUGCCAUAGUCCUGAAUAGUCAUGCUGAUGAAGGUGCAGAAUAGAGGCCUGUUAACACACCCAGAAGCAGGCCAUUGAAACUACUGGUUCCCAAUGUUUUCUAGACUGAAAUGACGUUAUAGUUAGGUCAAGAUAAACUGGCCUUUACACUACAGUGAAAUCAACACAGGUUAAAAACAGACACCACUUAGAACAGUUCUCAAGAUUGUACUCUAGCAGGGCCCAGUGGUCCCUGCUGCCUAACUUUUGCUCUUGGCCAGGGUGACUAGAAAAUCGUAGAUUUU
Messenger RNA from Porites evermanni, 7289 nucleotides. Lineage: Eukaryota; Metazoa; Cnidaria; Anthozoa; Scleractinia; Poritidae. The record is from the annotation of a GenBank genome assembly.